Molecule: messenger RNA, 1258 nt
Organism: Tachysurus vachellii
Lineage: Eukaryota; Metazoa; Chordata; Actinopteri; Siluriformes; Bagridae
Gene: slc25a26
Product: solute carrier family 25 member 26
Exons: 10
Coding region: 205-1008 (267 amino acids)
Biological process (GO): transmembrane transport
Cellular component (GO): mitochondrial inner membrane
Molecular function (GO): S-adenosyl-L-methionine transmembrane transporter activity
Source: RefSeq, a predicted model, not a curated record
AGCAAACAUGGCUGCGCCCUUCAUCGGCGUGUUUUAUUUGUAGCACAAAAUCAUCAGAAUCAGAAUCAGUUUAUUGGCCGAGUGUGAUGACACGGACAAGGAAUUUGGUUCAGGUCCAGACCAUGUAAAAUACGUGAAUCGUGUAAAUAGACAAUGCUGUGAUUGUGUUUAUGGUGUAAAGAGAAACCUGGAGCUUCAUCCAACAUGGAGAGAAGAGAGUUUAUAGCGUCGCUUGUGGCUGGAGGUUGUGCAGGCAUGUGUGUCGACCUCACGCUCUUUCCUUUGGACACCAUUAAGACACGUUUACAGAGUCAGCAGGGUUUCCACAGGGCCGGAGGAUUCAGGGGCAUCUACGCAGGAGUGCCCUCUGCUGCCGUGGGAUCUUUUCCAAACGCUGCCGCCUUCUUCGUCACGUAUGAAAGCACCAAGUCCAUGCUCUCAGACUGUUUCUCCUCACGCAUGGCUCCAGUCACACACAUGCUCGCUGCAUCACUUGGAGAAAUCGUUGCGUGUCUGAUCCGAGUCCCGACAGAAGUGGUGAAGCAGAGAGCUCAGGCCUCUCCCUCUUUCCACACACACCAUGUCCUGCUAGCCACUCUGCGUGAGGAGGGGGUUCGUGGACUCUACAGGGGAUUUGGCAGUACAGUACUGCGAGAGAUCCCGUUCUCUUUAGUGCAGUUUCCUCUCUGGGAGUAUUUAAAGGCACUAUGGUGGAGGAGACAGGGGGAACGGCUGGACUCUUGGCAAGCUGCAGUGUGUGGAGCUGUCGCAGGUGGGGUAGCAGCAUUUGUUACAACUCCUCUGGAUGUGGCCAAGACGAGGAUAAUGCUGGCUAAGGCUGGUACUUCCACAGCCAGUGGAAACAUCCCUCUAGUGCUGUACGAGGUGUGGAAGUGUAGAGGUGUGUUUGGGCUCUUCGCCGGUAGCAUCCCCAGGACGACAUUCAUCAGUGUGGGUGGGUUCAUCUUCCUCGGAGCUUACGAGAAAGUGCGCCGUAUGCUACUAUAGGACUUUUGACCCCCAAUGCCGUCCAUUAGAAAAUGACUCGUAGAUCUGAUCUUAAAACAAAAGCAUCAAGUUAAUGGUCUUGUACAGAGAUGCUGGCACUCGUGGACCGACCGGCGGAUCCUUCUACCCUGGAAUUUGCAUUCCUGACUAUCAGUGCACAGCACAUUGAUUUUUUUAACUACUCAAACUCAAAGUUCCAAGUAUUUUACAGUGUGGAAGACCUGGAAGCCUGCUGGUGCUGUAAAGAUUA